AAUCAGACUGACAAAUGACAAGCAUAAAUAAGGUAUUGUUUAUUGAGAUCUGAUAUAGUUUGGUACAUUGGUUAAAAUGAAAUAAAAUAUUAUUGAACUAAAGAUGAGUGAUUUCGUUAACGCAACGGAAGCAGCGUCUCUGGCUGUGCAGUUUGAUCAAACAGGCCAGACUGAUAAAGCAGUAGAAUGUUACCGGACUGCUGCAAGAUUGUUGGAUCGUGUGUGUCAUCAAGUUUCUUCAGAGAAGCAAAUAGAAUUCCGACGUAAAGUAAAAGAAUACUUAGAGCGGGCUACACGCUUGCAGGAGCAGAAAGAUGGAGCCCAACAAGAGGAAAGUAUAAGAAAUCUACAAAAAUGUUAUUUUCUGAUGCAGCAAGCGUUAGACGCAGAUGAGGCCAAUUUGAAGGAUUUAGCUCUGCAAUUAUACACACAGGCAGUAGAGUUGGCUGUUAGUGUUAAAUCAAGUGACCCUGAUGUAAUGACAAAGGUGAAAGGUUUAGCAGCACAAGCUCUGGAUAGAGCCGAAGAGAUUAAAGGUAUCAAGAAAAUGGGGGCUUUGUCGAUUACACCAGGUAUAACAUCAGGUGUAUCACCAAAUCGUGUUCAUCUCCAACGAGAACAGAGUGUCCAUUUAAAAGUGAGUGGAAAACAAGUGUACACGGAAGAGGAAAAGGAAGUACUGCGAACGACAUCCAACAUCAACAACAACUGUUUCCUUCCGUUUAUGGAGGUGGAUUUGUCAGAGAAAUUCCAAUAUGCAUUGCCGUUUGAAGACAGAGCCAGUGAAUUGAAACUGUCAUCGAAACAGGCUAAGGAGUUCCAGUGCUGGGUUCGGCCUCAUGAAGUAUCAAGUGAUCCCAAGAUGAUCGCUGGUGAUGACGUCGAUUUCUUCAGCAUCAAACAGACUAUAGUAUCAGAUUGUUCGUUCGUGGCGUCGUUAGCUGUAAGUGCCUUGUACGAAAGGAGGUUCAAUAAGAAGAUAAUAACCUCAAUAAUAUACCCAAAGAAUAAGAACAAACAGCCCGUGUACAAUCCCUUCGGCAAGUACAUGGUUAAGCUGCACUUAAAUGGUGUCAGGAGAAAGGUCAUCAUAGAUGAUCGUCUGCCAUACAGCAAGUACGGGCGUCUGCUGUGUUCGUAUUCCAGCAAUAAGAACGAGUUCUGGGUGUCUCUUCUAGAAAAGGCUUACAUGAAAGUCAUGGGAGGCUACGACUUCCCCGGCUCCAAUAGCAACAUCGACCUCCACGCACUAACCGGUUGGAUCCCGGAGCGGUGCGCGAUCCGGUCCGAGGCGGACUUCAACGCGGAUGGUUUGUAUGAGAUAGUGCGGGCGAGGCUGGAGGCGGGACACGUGCUGGCCAGCGUCGCCACCGGGGACCUGUCCGACGACGACGCCGAGCGGACCGGCCUCGUCGCGUCGCACGCUUACGCCGUGCUCGACGUGCGGCUGGUCAAUGGCGUAAAGCUGCUGAAGCUCAAGAACCCGUGGUCUCACCUCCGCUGGCGAGGCAACUACAGCGAGCUGGACACUGUUCACUGGUCGCCGAACCUCUGCUCCGCACUGGACUACGACCCGGACAGCGCCGCUCAGUACGACAACGGAGUGUUCUGGAUAGAUUACGCGAGUAUACUGAAGUUCUUUGAUGUUUUUUAUCUCAAUUGGAACCCCGAGCUGUUUAAGUUCACUUAUUGCAUACAUCAGAAAUGGGAAGCCGGUAACGGUCCUAUUAAAGACGCGUAUACGAUAUCAGAGAAUCCUCAGUACUCUUUGAAGGUGAACGGCACUGGCGCCGUCUGGUUGUUACUGACGAGACACAUCACUAAGAUAGAAGACUUCAGGAACAACCAGGAGUACAUAACACUACUCGUUUAUAAGAACGGGAAGCGAGUAUACUAUCCACACGACCCACCUCCUUAUAUAGACGGUAUACGUAUCAACAGUCCCCACUACCUCGUGAAGAUAAUAGUGGGGGAGAACAGUUCGGACAAAUACACACUGGUCGUGUCCCAGUAUGAGAAGACUCGCACCAUAUACUACACGCUGAGGGCCUACGCCACGUGUCCGUUCGCAUUGGCGAAGCUGGACCCAUAUCCCUAUACCAAAACUAUCAGAGGUGAAUGGUCGGGCAGAACAGCCGGCGGUUGUGAAAAUCACAGACAAACUUAUCAGAAUAACCCAAAAUAUAUAAUAACGGUCCCAGAAAGCAGGAACCCGUGCCACGUCACCAUAGAACUGAAAGGUCCCAAAGAAUACCAGAUAGGAGUAGACGCGAGGGUUGAAUCCUUGGACGAUCCAAAUAUAACCGCGCCGUUCUUGAGGGAAUCCUCAGGAGCGUACAGAUCUGGUUUCGUUGUGCUGGAGUUAAAUAAUUUACCAGGCGGACGGUAUCUGCUCACACCAUCUACCUUCUAUCCGGGACAGGAAGGGCCAUUUUUCCUUGAAUUGAGAUCUACUUGCAGCAUCACAGCCGAGAGGAAGAAUGAAUGAUCUGACAAAUGAAUGAUUGAAUGAAUGAACGGAAUAGAUAGUAAGGUGUACACCGCACAGGCGAUCAGCAGGGUUAAGCUUUUUAAUAACGUAGUUUGUAGUUUAUCUGAAAUGUGUUACAAUAUUGAGUCCAAUGAUAUGCCUUAAUGUUUUUGCAUGUUGUAUGAGAAAUAAUAUAUUAUGUUAGCAAUGUUUAAUAUUUUAUUGACCAAUAUAUGUUAGGAGUAAUUAAUGAUAUUUACAGCUCAGUAUUGUUGUCGCCUUAUUUUAUAUAUUUUGCAUGUGUUUGAUAAAAUAGAUAUUUCAGGACGGACUGUUAAUGGAUAGUUAUUGAAACUAUUUGGAAAUUCAAGUAGAAGAUGGGAAUAUUUUUUCUGGAAGUUAGAGGAUACGAGUUUAAUGUAAUUAUUUAAGAUUAUCUGUUUUUUUUUUAGAUAUAAAAAUCAUAUCGAAACAUGUACGCUAGUGUUCAGUUUACUCUGUGGCGGUAUUGCUAGUCACAGGUUCAUGUCGAUCUGUGAGUCGUUAAUUAUAUAUAUAUUUUUUUGCAUUAAACGCUAUUAUGUGUAGCUCAGCUUCCGCUUAACGGCACUGUGAUAAUAUAGAUCAUAUGAAGGGAAUAUUUUGUACUAACCUCAAUAAUAUCUGACAAUCACAUAUUUGAAUUUGGAAUUUUAUUUUUAUGAGCUAAUUAAAUAUUUAAUAUAU
Messenger RNA from Danaus plexippus (monarch butterfly), 3196 nucleotides. Its product is annotated as calpain-7-like. Lineage: Eukaryota; Metazoa; Arthropoda; Insecta; Lepidoptera; Nymphalidae. The coding region runs from base 104 to 2488 and encodes 794 amino acids. The record is from RefSeq and is a predicted model, not a curated record. The transcript is spliced from 12 exons. Gene Ontology annotation, biological process: proteolysis. Gene Ontology annotation, molecular function: calcium-dependent cysteine-type endopeptidase activity.